CGUUCGUUCGUUCGUUCGUUCGUUCCUUCUCCUCAGCCGCCAUCGCCGCCAUCGCCAUGCCGUCCGUGCCGCUGCCGCCCAAAGAGAGUAACCUGUUCAAGCGCAUUCUGAAAUGUUAUGAACAGAAGCAGUACAAAAAUGGCCUCAAAUUUUGCAAGAUGAUUCUUUCGAACCCAAAGUUUGCUGAACAUGGAGAAACAUUGGCUAUGAAAGGAUUGACAUUGAACUGCUUAGGGAAGAAAGAUGCAGCUUAUGAAUUUGUUCGUAAGGGACUUCGAAAUGAUGUCAAGAGCCAUGUCUGUUGGCACGUGUAUGGACUCUUGCAGCGCUCCGAUAAGAAAUACGAUGAGGCUAUUAAGUGCUAUCGAAAUGCCCUCAAAUUAGAUAAGGAUAAUCUGCAGAUCCUGAGAGAUCUUUCUCUGUUACAGAUCCAAAUGAGAGACUUGGAAGGAUACAGAGAGACAAGAUACCAACUUCUUCAGCUGCGGCCCACACAGCGAGCUUCGUGGAUUGGCUAUGCCAUUGCAUACCAUUUGCUGAAAGAUUAUGAUAUGGCACUAAAACUGUUGGAAGAGUUUCGAAAAACUCAGCAAGUUCCUCCUAAUAAGAUCGACUACGAGUACAGUGAAUUGAUACUAUACCAGAAUCAAGUAAUGCGAGAGGCAGAUCUAUUUCAGAAAUCCCUAGAACAUAUAGAAACAUAUGAGAAACAGAUCUGCGAUAAACUUUUAGUAGAGGAAAUUAAAGGGGAAAUGCUGUUGAAGUUGGGACGGCUAAAAGAAGCUGGUGAAGUAUUCAAAGAAUUGAUCGAUCGGAACGUGGAAAAUUGGUAUUACUAUGAAAGCUUGGAAAAAGCCCUGCAACCUAGCACUUUAGAAGAGAGGCUUCAGAUUUAUGAAGAAGUUAGCAAUCGACACCCCAGGGCAGUUUUGCCUAGAAGAUUACCAUUAAACUUUGUCCCAGGUGAAAAAUUUAGAGAACUAAUGGAUAGGUUCCUGAGGGUUAACUUCAGUAAAGGCUGCCCACCUUUGUUUACCACUUUGAAAUCGUUGUAUUACAAUCCAGAAAAGGUUACUACCAUCCAGGAACUUGUCACUAAUUACGAAGCCUCCCUGAAAGCGUGCGACUUUUUCAGUCCACAUGAAAACGGAGAGAAGGAGCCCCCAACGACGCUUCUUUGGGUUCGGCAUUUCCUGGCCCAGCACUUUGACAAACUUGGCCAAUGCUCACUGGCUUUGGAUUACAUUAACGCUGCAAUUGCGAGCACGCCAACUUUAAUAGAACUGUUCUAUAUAAAAGCAAAAAUUUACAAGCACAUAGGAAAUCUCAAAGAAGCUGCCAAAUGGAUGGAUGAAGCUCAGUCUUUGGAUACAGCCGAUCGAUUCAUCAACUCUAAAUGUGCAAAAUACAUGCUACGGGCAAAUAUGGUGAAAGAGGCAGAAGAAAUGUGUUCAAAGUUCACAAGGGAAGGCACGUCUGCCAUGGAAAAUCUAAACGAAAUGCAGUGCAUGUGGUUCCAGACGGAGUGUGCUUCUUCCUAUCAGAGACUGGGGAAAUUUGGAGACGCCUUAAAGAAGUGCCACGAAAUGGAAAGGCAUUUUUUUGAGGUAACAGAUGAUCAGUUUGACUUCCAUACGUACUGCAUGAGAAAGAUGACUCUCCGUGCCUACGUUGACCUUCUGAGAUUAGAGGAUGUGCUCAGAAAACAUGCUUUCUACUUCAAGGCUGCUCGAUCAGCGAUCGAAAUAUACUUGAAGUUACAUGAUAAUCCACUCACCAGUGAAAGUAAAGAACAAGAAGUGAACUCAGAAAAUCUGUCGGCUAAAGAACUGAAGAAAGUGCUUAGCAAGCAGAGGAGGGCCCAGAAAAAAGCCAAACUGGAAGAAGAGAGGAAGCAUGCCGAGAGAGAACGACAGCAAAAGAAUCAGAAAAAAAAGAGAGACGAGGAAGAGGAAGAAGCCAGUGGUCCUAAGGAAGAAUUAGUUCCUGAAAAACUGGAAAGGGUAGAAAAUCCAUUAGAAGAGGCUAUUAAGUUCCUUAUUCCACUUAAAAACCUGGUUGCUGAUAACAUAGAUACCCAUCUUUUAGCAUUUGAAAUAUACUUUAGAAAAGGAAAGUUUCUGUUAAUGCUGCAGUCAGUCAAAAGAGCAUUUGCGAUUAACAGUAAUAAUCCAUGGCUACAUGAAUGCUUAAUUAAGUUUUCUAAAUGUGUGUCAAGUCAUAGCAAUCUCCCAGAAAUUGUCAACAAAGUUUUAACGCAAGAAAUGCAGAAGAUCUUUGUUAACAAGGACUUGGAAAGUUUCAACGAAGAGUUUCUCAAACAAAAUGCUACCUCUGUCCAGCAUCUACUUUCAGGUGCUAAGAUGAUGUAUUUCCUGGACAAAUCAAGGCAAGAGAAGGCAAUUGCUAUUGCCACAAGAUUGGAUGAAACUGUGAGAGAUAAAAAUGUGAAGACUCUGACAAAGGUUUUUGAGGCACUUCUUGAUGGCAGCUUUGGAAGUUGUAGUACUCAGUACAAGGAAUACCGGACAGCGUGUCAUAAACUGUUUCCUUUUACAUCCACCUUUCUGCCUGCCACAAAUGAAGACGAUAGUAGUUCUUCGUCAGUCAACCACACGGCCACUAACCAUGAUGUGCUAGUUAAUGAAAUUUGAAGCAUUGCAAACGUGUAAGACUUUUGUGGAGAUGGUUAGGGCUGGAUUCAGAUCAGGGUUCUUUUCCAGGAUACAUUUCAAUACCUACAAGUACAAAAUAACUAAUUGGAGAGCAGAAUUAAAAUGGAUAUGCUCUUAGCUCGUUUUGUUCUCCCAGACCCUCCCCACCCCCAGUUGUUUCAGCAUCCAUAAUCAACAUCUGUCAUGUUUAUCCCUUGUAUCGUUUUUGUCUUACCAAUAAAACCCUCAAAUUUUGAGCGUUAGAGGAAUGUUCAGGAUUGUGCUUUUCCCUGAACGUUGCGGGUAUGAGAACAUUUGUUCGCUGUAACCAUCGAGCAGUUUGAAGUGACUGAUUCUGAUGUCAUGUCAGUCAGGUUGGCUCCCAGUGCCUGUUUGUUUUGGGUUUUCGUUUGAUUGCUUGGUGUCUGGGUGUUUCCUUGACGUACAUCACUACAAACGCGUUGGCUGUCUUGUGUGCCUUUUUCUUUUUUCCCCCCUCCCAGGCCUGUGUUUCUGGGAAAUCAAUCCUGGCAAAUACAGACAUUGUGCUUUUGAAAUCGAUGGAAGUGUUUGGAACACUUUCCUCUCCAAUGUCCCACGCCCAGUUCAUUUCCUUGAAAAAUAUUAAACCUUAAAAUCUUAAAAAUGUUUUACCGUUAAAGCAGUUAAAAGAUUUCGUCAAACAUUUCUCUAAAUAUCAAUGAGGAUGAUAUUGUCUGUAUGCUUCUACCUGUUCUUCAGUUUUCUUAGGGGCAAUUUAUCCAUUCACAAAGAUGCUCUGAUUUUGCACAGAAAACUAAAACCGUGGAGAGAGAGAGAGAACUAGAAAUUCACAGUCGUUUUCAGGGGAUACCUCAGUGGGAGAUCUUUUAGGUGCCUGCCUCCCCCCAAAUUGAAUUUUUUAAAAUUAAAACUAAAGCUGCUUUCAUUUGAGGAGUGUUUCUUUUUGCACCGAAGUCCUUCAAGUGAGUCUGACUGCAAAUUAGUUACUCCGAAGCGGAGAGCUGUCAGAUGUAUUCAGAUGUACCGACAACAAAGGAGAAUUUGUAAGUAUUCCUACUUUAAUUGUUAAGAUGUAAUCUUGCGGAGAUCAGUGACUUUUUGACAGCUCUGCGUACUCUGGGAAUUACUCUCAAAUCUGAAAGUAUCGUUGGCUUGUACAAAAAGAACUGUAAUAGAAUCGUUCAGUGUUUUUGUUUUUAUUUCAUUGCUUUGUAAAUAUUUCAGUAAGUUACUAGACCUAAGGCAAAUAUAGAUUCAUGAGGGGAGAUUUUACUAAGACAAAUAAACUGUUCCAAUUCAGAUGGUUUCCUGUCUGCCUCAUCCGUUAAAUUUAAAAUUGCCGAACGAAGAAAUUCACUGUACAAUAAUGCCAGCCUAUGUACCGCUGUAAUAAAUUAUUUUGUACACAGUU
Messenger RNA from Tachyglossus aculeatus (Australian echidna), 4068 nucleotides. RefSeq names its product N-alpha-acetyltransferase 16, NatA auxiliary subunit (gene NAA16). The record is from RefSeq and is a predicted model, not a curated record. Bases 57 to 2654 code for a protein of 865 amino acids. NCBI's taxonomy places the organism in Eukaryota, Metazoa, Chordata, Mammalia, Monotremata, Tachyglossidae. Gene Ontology annotation, molecular function: protein-N-terminal amino-acid acetyltransferase activity; protein binding. Gene Ontology annotation, cellular component: cytoplasm; NatA complex. The transcript is spliced from 20 exons. Gene Ontology annotation, biological process: N-terminal peptidyl-methionine acetylation.